This is a messenger RNA of Spirometra erinaceieuropaei, 501 nucleotides long. Lineage: Eukaryota; Metazoa; Platyhelminthes; Cestoda; Diphyllobothriidea; Diphyllobothriidae. The record is from the annotation of a GenBank genome assembly.
AUGGAAGAGGGAGUAAAACGACUUAUUCUCAUGCCUGUCGAUGACAGUGUGAAUUGCGAGUAUGCUUGGGAAUGGUAUGUUAACUAUGAAAUGCAGGCGGGAGACAGUAUCAUCUUUAUGCAUGUUCUUGAGCCCAAAAUCACCGCUUCAGCUGAACGCCGUGGGAGCCUGACCCUAGACGUGCCGAUAAACUUUGACAAGGACGUUGCCGAGGCCAUGGAUACCUGUGCCGCUGCCGCCAAGAACAUCGCUGAGGGGUUCACAGAUCGGGCAAAGACAGCUGGUCUACCCAACAAGGUCCUAUUAGAAACAGGCAACUCUACAGGUGCGGCCAUUGUAAAGGCUGCUCACGAGCAUGCGGUACAACUUGUCAUCCUGGGCAGCCGUGGAGUUGGAAGUGUACGGAGAACGUUCCUUGGUUCGGUCAGCGACUAUGUGGUCCACCACAUUGGUGUCCCGGUGGUGGUUGUUCCGCCGAAAGAGUCAAAGAGUCGUCAUUAA